Messenger RNA from Linum trigynum, 936 nucleotides. NCBI's taxonomy places the organism in Eukaryota, Viridiplantae, Streptophyta, Magnoliopsida, Malpighiales, Linaceae. The record is from the annotation of a GenBank genome assembly.
AUGGUUCGUCGAAUUCUGGGAGUGACCAAUCUGCCAUCUCCGAGUAAGUUUCCUGAGCCGCGCGGUACACCUUCUUCCUCCUCUCCGAUGACUUCUUCCGCAUUGUUCUUCUUCGCCGGCGUUCUGAAGUUCAUGAAAUUGAAUGAGGUGACCACCAAGUUCACCAAGAAAGACAAUUCACUGCAGCCUCAAGGAGUGGCAUUUGAGGUUUUGAGUGGGACUCUCAGAAAGAUUAGCUACUUCAAUUUUCAGGCGUUGAACAAGGCAACCAAGAACUUUCAUGCCGAUAACCUCUUAGGGAGAGGGGGAUUUGGCCCAGUUUAUUGGAGGAUGUCGCCGGAGACGUUCUCGCCGGGGAUCAGACUCACGGUCCCGUUCGCCAUCGCCGGGGCCAACGACGCCGGGGAAGAUUUGGAGCAGGCUCCGAGUGUGACCAGAGUGGAUGAUUAUUGGGUUGCGCAGAAGCAGCGGGUAUCUCGAAUCUCAGAGGCGGCGGAAAGGAGGAUCCCGGCGAAGAUCGUGGUGGAGAAGGGGGGUGUAGCUGCUGAGAGUUUCUCCGUUCCCUCCUCUCUGUUCUUGGUUGUUGAAGACCUCCCCAAAUCACCUUCUCCGCGUCCUCCUUUGACAUCGCCUCCCCUGUCGUCGACGCGAAAUGACCUCUUAGUCGGCGAAUUGGCUGCGGUGGCGGCAGUGGUUGCCAUUCUGAAUCGUGAAUUGUUUGAUUUCUGGUGGUGGGUUUUGGGGCGACGGAAGUGGGAAUUAAUUAUAAUGGAGACGCUGGAGGAUGCGUGGCGGGAAGUGGUGGCGAGGUCGCCGCAGCUGCAGCCGGUGGACGUGAGGGCGGAGGAGUUCAUCCAUAAUUUCAGGGCGGAUAUGAAGAUCCAGAAGGCCAGGUUGGUUCUUGAGAAACAGAGCCUCUUGCCCAGGCGUUGCUGA